Molecule: messenger RNA, 4098 nt
Organism: Cucurbita pepo subsp. pepo (vegetable marrow)
Lineage: Eukaryota; Viridiplantae; Streptophyta; Magnoliopsida; Cucurbitales; Cucurbitaceae
Product: Leucine-rich repeat transmembrane protein kinase
Biological process (GO): protein phosphorylation
Molecular function (GO): ATP binding; protein binding; protein kinase activity
Source: RefSeq, a predicted model, not a curated record
UUUUAAAUCAUUUGAUAAAUAGAUAAUAAAGGUAACAUCCCAAACGGCUAACAAUUAUUAUCACGAUUUUAAAACGUGUCUAUUAUGGAGAUGUUUACACAUUACGAGGAGAACAGAACAUUUCUUAUAUAGUUGUGGAAACAUUUUCUUAGUAGAUGUGUUUUAAAACUGUGAAGCUGAUGACGAUAUAUAACGGGUAAAAACGAAACUGUUUGCUCGUGAUGGCUUCGGAUGUUAUAAUAAAUAAUUGAGUAAGACUAAGAACUAAAAUUAAUAAGAUUAUCAAACUAAGUAUACUUAUUUAUAUAAUAUUAGAUGUUAUUAUAAUGUUCUAUAUUUUACUUUAUUAAUAAUGGUAGCUAUAUUUAAAUUGGUGCUCAAUAAUGAGUAUUGACCUUCUGCCGACUACUGUUUUGUUGUGAAAAAAUUAAAAAAAAGAAAGUUAGAGCACGUGAGUCGGUGAUUUUUAUUAUUUUAGUUAUAAUGCUACAUUACGAAGUACAACUACCAAGUUCUCAGUUAAAACACGUGACAUAAUAUAAUUAUCUUUAUUUUUAAUAUAAUAAUACAUAUAUUGUUGUGAACGGGCCCAGAAACUGUUGGGCCCACUUUACAAACCAAAGAUUUAGGCUCGGCCUGGCCCAUGUUGAUUUUGGGCUUAUUUAAGACAAUGGCCCGUGUUUGAGAGUAGUAAUAUAUAGCAACCAUCAAUAUUGGGCCCAUGAGUUUUUUUUUUCUUUUAAUAUUUUAUUAUGAUUUUUCGCGGCUGAAAACGACGGGACUAAAUUUCCCGGGAAAAGUUCGUUGCUGUAAGACUGCGAUAGGAAAGAAGUGAUCAGUCAUUUGAACCGUUUGGCUUAAUGAUUGGGAAGUGUGAACGGAGUUCUAAUCCACCGCCGCAACCCUUGCGCAUUAGCUCGCGAGAUCGAGAAGAAACUAAUAUUCGAAUGUGAAUCAAUGGAGUUUUGAUGGACGUGUAUGGGUUGAAGUGUUUAGGAGAUGUAUCCGCGCUUCACAAUGGAGUGUUGUAAUGGUGGAGCAUCUCGGUUGCCCCUGUCGGAGAGCUCUGAAGUCUCAGAAUCUAUCUGGCGUUGUGCCACCAGAAUUUUCCAAGCUUCGCUUCCUCAAACAGCUAGACCUCAGUCGAAACUGUCUCACGGGUUCUAUUCCGUCACAAUGGGCUACCAUGCGGUUGGAAGACCUUUCUUUCAUGGGAAACAAAUUGUCCGGCCCAUUCCCGAAAGUUCUUACGAAUAUCACCACUCUCAGAAAUCUGAGCAUUGAAGGAAAUCAAUUUUCCGGCCAAAUUCCACCAGGGAUCGGAAAACUAGUCAAUUUGGAAAAGCUUGUUCUGGCAUCAAAUGGCUUCACCGGAGAAUUGCCAAAAGCAUUAGCGAAGUUGUCGAACUUAACUGAUAUGAGGAUUAGUGACAACAACUUUUCUGGAAAGAUACCUGAGUUCAUUAGUAAUUGGACACAGAUUGAAAAACUGCAUAUUCAAGGCUGCUCCCUCGAGGGGCCCAUACCCUCAAGUAUCUCCACGAUGACAAGUUUAACUGAUCUGAGAAUAUCUGACUUAAAAGGUGGAAGGUCUCUUUUUCCACCGUUGAGCAAAAUGGAAUCCAUGAGGACGCUGAUACUUAGGAAGUGCUUCAUUGUCGGAGAAAUCCCUAAAUACAUCGGGGACAUGAGAAGAUUGAAAAACUUAGACCUGAGCUACAAUGACUUGACUGGUGAAGUUCCUGCAUCGUUGGAACGACUGGAAAAAAUAGAUUACAUAUAUUUGACAGGAAACAAGCUCAAUGGAAUUAUUCCUGGUUGGGUCUUAGGAAGCAACAAGAAUGUGGAUCUUUCUAACAACAACUUCACUUGGGAAAACUCAAGCCCAGCUGAGUGUCCUCGUGGGAGUGUAAAUUUAGUAGAGACUUACUCACCGUCUGCAGAAAAAUUAACUAGAAUCCAUCCCUGCCUAAAAAGGAACUUCCCGUGUUCUGCAUCAAAGGAAGAGCAGCACUACUCCUUGCACAUUAACUGUGGCGGUAAAGAAGCAUUUGUACGGGGUGAAAGGUAUGAAGCGGAUAGAGAAGGUGCUUCAAUGUUUUAUACUGGUCACAAUUGGGCUUUUAGCAGCACGGGAAGCUUUAUGGACAAUGAUGUUGAUGCUGAUAACUACAUCGAAACAAAUACAUCCGCUCUUUCAAAUGUCUCUGUGGCCAAUUCAGAACUGUACACAAAAGCGAGAAAUUCUCCUCAAUCUCUUACAUACUAUGGGCUGUGUCUCAUAAAUGGGAAUUAUAGUGUUAAACUCCACUUUGCAGAGAUUGUAUUUAUAAAUGAUAGUUCAUUCAACAGCCUUGGGAGGCGAAUAUUUGAUGUGUACAUUCAGGAAAAGCUGGUCCUAAAAGAUUUUGAUAUAGAACAUGAAGCAGGGGGUACAGGUAAGCCCAUUAUAAAAAAAUUUACCGCAGUUGUCACAAGUCAUACAUUGAAGAUCCAUUUCUACUGGGCUGGAAGAGGAACAACCGGAAUCCCACUUAGAGGAAAUUAUGGUCCUCUGAUAUCAGCUAUUUCUGUAGAUCCCAAUUUUACACCUCCUAAGAACCAUGUGAAGAAGCAUCACACCAUCAUAAUUAUUGGGACAGCAGCAGCAGCUUUUGUUCUCCUUCUGCUGCUAUGUAUUAUGAGGAGGAACGGAUGGCUGGGAGGCAAGGCAUCCGUAUAUAAAGAGCUUAGAGGUAUAGAUCUGCGAACAGGAUUAUUUACUAUAAGACAGAUUAAAGCAGCCACUAAAAAUUUUGAUGCUGCAAACAAAGUUGGGGAAGGUGGUUUUGGUGCAGUUUACAAGGGUCUCUUGUCAGAUGGUACUAUAAUUGCAGUCAAGCAGCUGUCGUCGAAAUCAAAGCAAGGAAAUCGAGAAUUUGUUAAUGAAAUAGGCAUGAUAUCUGCACUGCAACACCCAAAUCUUGUCAAGCUUUAUGGAUGCUGUGUUGAUGGGAACCAACUAAUGUUGAUUUAUGAGUACAUGGAAAAUAAUUGCUUAUCACGUGCCCUUUUCAAAAAUGACCCACAAUCUAAAUUGAGAUUGGACUGGCCCACUAGGCAGAAAAUUUGUCUGGGGAUAGCUAGAGGUUUGGCCUAUCUGCACGAGGAGUCGAGAUUAAAAAUCGUACAUAGGGAUAUCAAGACAAGUAAUGUGUUGCUUGAUAAGGAUUUCAAUGCUAAAAUUUCUGAUUUUGGUUUGGCUAAGCUUCAUGAAGAUGACAAUACCCAUAUCAGCACCAGAAUUGCCGGAACCAUUGGUUAUAUGGCACCCGAAUACGCCAUGCGUGGGUGCUUGACCAGCAAAGCUGAUGUUUAUAGCUUCGGAGUUGUUGCCUUGGAAAUUGUCAGUGGCAAAAGCAAUACCAACUACAGGCCUAAGGAGGAAUUUGUUUACCUUCUUGAUUGGGCAUCUGUUCUGCAAGAAAAAGGAAGCCUAUUGGAGUUGGUGGACCCAGCCUUAGGCUCAGAUUAUUCAUCAGAAGAAGCAAUGGUGAUGCUGAAUGUGGCUCUCCUCUGCACCAAUGCGUCCCCAACUCUACGGCCUCUAAUGUCCCAAGUGGUGAGCAUGCUCGAAGGUCGAACUCCAGUGCAGGCUCUUCUUUCUGACCCAGGAUUUUCAGCUAUUAACUCCAAAUUGAAGGCUCUCAGAAAUCACUUUUGGCAACAAUUGAGCCCCACACGUAGUUUAUCAUUGGACGACUUCCCCAGUGAUUCCUUGAGUUCGAAUGUGGAACUGGAGGCAGAAGAGAAUCGCAAUCUUGUAAGAACCCCAUCCCGUUAAAACUGAGACGCGACUGGAAGAACGGAAAGGGGCGUGAAUAUAUAGCUUGUAAAAACCACAAUAUUCAAGUAGUUGUGGCAAAAUCAACGUAAAGAAAGUCUGUGCUCUGCUGAAUGUGUAAGGCGAAGUUUUACAGCAUUCGUUUUGAAUCCCAUAGGCCACAGCUUUGCGUGGCUCUUUGUUUAAGAUUAUGAAUUUCCAUGAUGUAAAUUUCUUCUUUCAUGGACAUAGAGGGCUCAUUAUAAUGUGAUUAAAUAUGCCGCCAAAUUUCCGAA